Messenger RNA from Drosophila albomicans, 914 nucleotides. RefSeq names its product probable Golgi SNAP receptor complex member 2 (gene Membrin). Gene Ontology annotation, cellular component: SNARE complex; ER to Golgi transport vesicle membrane; endoplasmic reticulum membrane. The record is from RefSeq and is a predicted model, not a curated record. The transcript is spliced from 2 exons. Gene Ontology annotation, molecular function: SNARE binding; SNAP receptor activity. Gene Ontology annotation, biological process: vesicle fusion; vesicle-mediated transport. Lineage: Eukaryota; Metazoa; Arthropoda; Insecta; Diptera; Drosophilidae. Bases 201 to 854 code for a protein of 217 amino acids.
ACACACUCACUGCAAAGUAUCGAUAUGCAUCAAUACGUUUGUUAUCAACAUACCUAGACGAAUUGGACCAUUUGCGACGCGUCAGCUUUUUGAAACCAAUUCCAAUUGUUCGUCUUAUCACAGUUAAUUGAUGUAAUUAGCCUAGCUAGCUUCUUGCAUCCCACAUACACUGUGCAUAGACUAGUCGAUCUGCAACGACAAUGGAAUCCCUGUACCAUCAAACCAACAGCACACUCAAAGAAAUUGAGCAAUGCUUUCAGAGACUCGGGCAGAUUGGGCCACAAGAGGCGCUUGACGUGGAGAACGCGAUACAAGUGAAAAUAACCCAAGCCAAUUCCAACUGUGACCGACUCGAUGUGUUGUUGUUCAAAGUGCCUCCAUCGCAACGCCAAAGCUCUAAGCUGCGGAUAGAUCAGCUCAAGUAUGACCUGAGACACUUGCAAACAUCACUGCAACAUGCACGCGAUCGUCGCCAGCGACGCCAACAAGAGAUCAGCGAACGGGAGCAGCUGCUAAAUCAUCGCUUUGCAGCUAAUAGCAAUGCACCGAACGAGACGUGUCUGCAAUUGGAUUACGAGCUACAGCACCACACACAGAUGGGCAAUGCGCAUCGGGGAGUAGAUGACAUGAUUGCCUCGGGCAGCGGCAUACUGGAGAGUCUCAUAUCACAGCGGAUGACACUUGGCGGCGCACACAAACGCAUUCAAGCCAUUGGUAGCACUUUGGGUUUGUCAAAUCACACGAUGAAGCUGAUAGAACGCCGAUUGGUUGAGGAUCGCCGCAUCUUUUUGGGCGGUAUGGUGAUCACAUUGCUGAUAAUCGCACUGAUUAUAUAUUAUUUUAUCGUGCUGUAGUCAAAAUACGAACGAAUAUCAAACUGUUUCGAGAUUUAAAUUAAAUGUACUCUAUUUAAA